AUGAAGAACUCUCUGCUGGCAGCUAUCUUUUUACUUGUUAGAGAUUCCUGCCGCUGCACAGCCCGGGACUCUCCGUUCUGCCGACAGCUGCCAGAUUGGGACAAUGACUUGGUGUGUUACAAAGAAUUAAGUGAGGAUCUAACCUGCACCUGGCUGCCAGUACCUAGUGCUGCAAAUACAGUUAAUUAUACUGUAUACCUAAAAUGGAACAAAAUACGAAAACUUUUUCAGCGAAACACAUCAUCACCUUCCAUCACAAUAGAACGAAAGAAUCUCUACAUUGAGAGAUUUGCAACCAUUUGGAUAGCAGUGAAUUAUGCCAAUGACACCUGUGCAAAAGGAAAGAACAUCUCAGUUUUACCAAGCAAAGCAGGAAAGUGCUUGUCACCAUCUAACAUAAAUGCUUAUCAGAUCACAAACCAAUUGAUAAUAAAGUGGGACCUGCCCACAGCUCAUACACCAUAUGAGCUGAGAUACAGAGAGGCACUCACAGAAUCUGCUCCAUGGACAGUGGUGCCUGUAGGAAGCAAUGUUUCCAAUGUCACCAUUUCAAAUUUAAAUGCUAUGUCUUCAUACAUUGUUCAGCUCAGAUGCAUAACCAAGGAUGGUCUCAACUGUGUUUGCAUUUGGGGCAAGGAGAUUUUGGUCCCUCACAAACUCAUGAACAAGCCAAGAAUAUCACAUAAUGUAACUACACAAGUCUCUCCAGGCAGAAGAAGUGUUCUCCUCACGUGGGAGGUAGCACAAAGUGAGAAUGUCCUUGGCUAUUUUGUUAAUGUGGAAAGAAUACCCAACAGCUGCAGCCAACCACCAAAUCACAUCUCUCUCAAAGACAGAAAAAUUCUUGUUAAUCUCUCCAUGGCUUACUAUAGACUUAAUAUUUCUGCCUAUAAUGAAGCAGGAGAAUCUCCACGAGCUAUCUACAUUGUCCCAGAAUUCCCUGUAACAGACUUGCCUGGUCAAAUACAUGUCAAAAGCCAGGGAACAAAUGCAGUUGUCACAUGGACUCCAGAAUACAAACCAAAAUGUUUUGUGGUUGACUGGGGCACUAGUAAAGAGAAUAUGCACAUGAAAAUAAUAACUACGGCUACUGGAAAUUUCACAUUAGACAAUUUUCAGCCAUAUAAGUUGUACAAAAUAAUGGUACAUGCAUCUGAUGUGUGUCAGUGUGAAAGUUUCAUAAGACAUGAAAAGACUUUUGGAGUGACUCACUUUUACUUCGUUGAAGGAGUUCCUAGGACUGGUCCCACUAAUGUGACAAUUCUGAAUAUCACAAAGCAUUCUGCACUUGUGAAGUGGACUGAAAUACCUGCAGAAGACCGUUUGGGCUUUCUCCAGGGAUACAGGAUCAGUUACACAGAUUCAUCAAGGAAAAAGUCUCCAGCUGUUACUCUCAACGCUUCUAUCACAAGUUACCAUCUUACCGGACUGAAGGAAAAGACCACCUAUCGUGUGCAGAUUUCAGGAUUCACUAAUGCUGGAGAAGGACCUCAGACUCUUUCACAGCCUUUCAGCACUCCAAAAUACGAUAAAGGAGAACUUGAAGGUUUUGUGAUUGGUCUUUGUUUCAGCAUGAUACUCAUUCUGGUUUUUGCACCUCUCACUUGUUCCCUGGUGAUUAAAAGGCUGAAAAUAUCAUAUUGGCGCAGUGUACCCACCCCAGGAAACAGCACUGCACUCCAAGAUAUGACUAAUUGGAAACACGUUUCAAGGUCACUGCUUCAGGCCCUGUCAGACAAUGAUACCACCAGCCUUUUUGUCAUAGAGCAUGAAUCAAAGGUUCCUCUGACCCUAGAUCUCUCCACAGAUGGUGGAGAAGACAACAAGCAUGACACCUGCCAGUCAGAAAAACCUAGCAAUAGCAUAGACAUGAGUCCAAGACAUGAAGAAAUCCCUGCAGAAGCAGUGACAAGUGAAGAAGACACCAUUUCCACAGAAGUACCACUCUUGAGUGACUAUGCCAGCAUGGAGUUUAGUCAGAAAGCCCUGAUGGGUCUGGCAGUGAGCACACCUGAAAGAACUGCUCAUCCUCGUCUGAAAAUGGAACUAAGCAGUAAGCCAGCACAAACUGUGCAGAAGGUUUUGUUUGCUUCCCAGGACUACCUCAAACAAAGCCAGGUGGUACUUCUGCCAUCUGGACCAAAUUUCAUGGGACAAGCCAAUUAAACCUGAAGCAUUUUCAUUAUUUUCCUUACUAUAAAAUGAGGCUCCAAAUCUUGUUGUACUUCAGUGGAGCCAUAAGGACCAUAUGGGACAGUGAGCUUGUGACAAUAGUUAUCUCCACUAUAGUAAGUUUCCUGGGUGAAAUAGAUUGAUUGUAUUAUAAGAUUAGCUAUUUCACCACGGUCAUCCAGUGGAAAGUCCACCUUCACACAGGCAAAACUUUUAGGGACUUACAUGAAAAAUCUUUCAGUAAAGUACCUCUUGCUUGAUAUUUUGUUCCAGGGCAUUCAGGAGCCAUUAAAGGCUUCCACUCUAAGCACAAUGUCAUUGUAGAUAUCAGAAAAAUUCUCUACUAACUAUGACUAGCUUCAGAUCUGAUUUUCAGAUCCAGUAAGUUCUUCACAAAAAAAAAUUCCAGCAAAAGUAUCCAGCU
This is a messenger RNA of Agelaius phoeniceus (red-winged blackbird), 2596 nucleotides long. Its product is annotated as interleukin-6 receptor subunit beta-like. Gene Ontology annotation, cellular component: signaling receptor complex; external side of plasma membrane; CRLF-CLCF1 complex. Lineage: Eukaryota; Metazoa; Chordata; Aves; Passeriformes; Icteridae. Gene Ontology annotation, biological process: cytokine-mediated signaling pathway; positive regulation of tyrosine phosphorylation of STAT protein. Gene Ontology annotation, molecular function: cytokine binding; cytokine receptor activity. The record is from RefSeq and is a predicted model, not a curated record.